UUUUUUUGUGAGAAUUUGGAAAUAUUCUCUCCCUGAUUUCCUUCUUUCUUCUGAGUUUUUGUGCGUUCUUCUAAUCUUACCAUGCUCAUUUGCUCAAGCUACCACCGCCGGAGACUACUCAUACUAGACUAGUAGAAAUGAGCAUGGCUGUUAUAGGAACAGCUACGGCCUCGUCGUGUUGCCUGACCAAGAUGAUCGGAUUCGCUCCUCUGUCAGCUCCGCCGCGCAGUUGUUGUAAGGUUUUGGCUGUCAAGGAAGGCCCAGAAAGACGGGGAGGUAGUCGCGUGGCUGUGACGGCCAGGUUUGGGUCUUCCAAGAGCGGUGGCGCCGGAGUUUUGGAGCGCCCCAAGUUUGACCAAUCCGGAUUUGAUCCUGCCACCCAACUUCAACAAGGAGGAGAUAUUGGACGAUCAAAGGACAAGAGAGGUGUUGGUAGCGGAGAUAGUUACAGAGUUUUGCUGAUUGAUGAUGUUCGCCACACCGAAAAAUUAGUUGCAAAGGUGUUGCUCCAAGUUGUUCCAUCUGUUACACCUGACGUUGCAAGAGGAUUAUUUCACAAAUCGAGGGAAGAUGGUGUCGCGGUUGUUAUCGUUACAGUGAAGGAACAUGCAGAAUUUUACUCCCAGAUGAUGAUUCGUGGCGGGUUACGAUCAACAAUAGAACCGGAUUCAAGUAAUCUGUGAAGCCGUCAACAAAAGAUCCGGCAUUUGCAAUGGUUUACAGUUGCAUUUGUAAAAGUGAUCUUCUAAUUUUGGAUUUACACUACGCGUGCGGAGAUAAUUUUGUAAGGGGACGAGAGAGAUGUCAAGUAGUUGAAUAUGUAGAAUUGUAUUUUUGAAACUUAUUUUGUAGCGGGAGCCUUCUUUUCAUAUCAAUUCGUUAAAUUUGGCUAGGAUAAUGAAAACAUAUCAACUUAUUCAU
Molecule: messenger RNA, 921 nt
Organism: Pyrus x bretschneideri (Chinese white pear)
Lineage: Eukaryota; Viridiplantae; Streptophyta; Magnoliopsida; Rosales; Rosaceae
Product: ATP-dependent Clp protease adapter protein CLPS2, chloroplastic
Exons: 4
Coding region: 138-683 (181 amino acids)
Biological process (GO): proteolysis
Source: RefSeq, a predicted model, not a curated record